Messenger RNA from Magallana angulata, 682 nucleotides. RefSeq lists its product as uncharacterized. Lineage: Eukaryota; Metazoa; Mollusca; Bivalvia; Ostreida; Ostreidae. The record is from RefSeq and is a predicted model, not a curated record. The transcript is spliced from 4 exons. The coding region runs from base 146 to 484 and encodes 112 amino acids.
CACUUAUAUCUAUGCGACUAUUGGAAUUCCGGAACCCUGAUCGUUAGGGGAUAACUGGGAGAAUCUCUUAGCUCUCUCCAGCCGCACUACAGUCACAGCAUCAUAUGAUUCAUCGCACCACACAGCUCUCUGGGUUUUAGGAAAAAUGGCCGUCUCGACAAGAGUUUACGUCGCUGUCCUCUUCGUAAUGAUACACGUUUACGUUGGCCACAGAGGUGUUCUUGGUCAAAUUUCUGAAUGUGUCACUAAAUCCGCCUCCUGUACCAGCAGUAUAAAGAUAAGUGACGACAAAGAGGAACUAUGCAGAUCUGUGUCAGAGUAUCUUACCUGCGUUAAAAAUGCUUUAAAGGACUGUGGUUCAAAUGCUGAAGAUACUUUGAAAAAAGCAGAAGAACAAAUGGCUCAACAUGAAUGUUCCAGCGCCGGUGUGCCAGUAAUCAGUGUGCUGGGUCUUCUUAUCGCAGCGAUAGUCCUUGUUCUCUGACAGUAAAAAUGGAGAAAUUAUUAAAUCAGGCUUCCAAUAGUGUAGACUUCUUUAUAUCAUGGAUGAUCAACCACUUCUGCCAUUUUUAAUAGUUGCUUUUAUAUCUCCUGUUUUUAUAGUAUUUUUUUUAAAUAUUAACUAUUUGUAAUACAGGUUAGUAUGUGAUUUACUUUAAUAGAAUAAACACAUUUAUGUCGA